Molecule: messenger RNA, 354 nt
Organism: Ostreobium quekettii
Lineage: Eukaryota; Viridiplantae; Chlorophyta; Ulvophyceae; Bryopsidales; Ostreobiaceae
Source: the annotation of a GenBank genome assembly
AUGAAAUUAGCACCAGCAUCUCCAUUGUGGUACCAUCAUUGGAGUAAUGCCACAGUUCGGUUUGGAAUGAUGGGUGGUUGGCGCAAGACACAAGGCAGUGGACUGGAGAAUAUGCGAGUAUGUGCGCAUGUAUAUGUGUGUUCCAUCAGCAGUGUAUGUAUCAUGCGUUCCAAGGUGCAAGGGGCGGCUGUGGUGCGAUCUUGUAGUGAAUGCGGGAAAAUGAGCUCGAUGAACAAGACGAGUAUUCAACUCAUUCUGUUGGGGAGGUCUGGCCCAUCUGGCCCCAAGUCUGCAGUGAUAUUUAUUCAGGAAGUCAUGCUUACGAGCACUCCUCAGCGGAUGGGACAAUUUUGA